Molecule: messenger RNA, 10916 nt
Organism: Poecilia latipinna (sailfin molly)
Lineage: Eukaryota; Metazoa; Chordata; Actinopteri; Cyprinodontiformes; Poeciliidae
Gene: crybg1a
Product: crystallin beta-gamma domain containing 1a
Exons: 23
Coding region: 76-10359 (3427 amino acids)
Biological process (GO): visual perception; lens development in camera-type eye
Molecular function (GO): structural constituent of eye lens
Source: RefSeq, a predicted model, not a curated record
AGUCCCCCAGGUCGCUUUAAGACAAACUGCUCUCCUCAUGUUUACACCUUCGUGCUGUCGGUCCCUGGCUGCACCAUGAGCAAGUCCGGCACGCUGAAGGGUUUAUUCAAACAAAAAUCCAUCGAGAAGGAGAAGAAGGAGCUGAAACGCUCCGCGACCAUCCACCGGGAUGAUCCGAGCUCUCUGCGACUCCACGACCCGGGCCCCGUUAGCCCCGGAGACGGCAGGACGCCACCCCUGGAUGGGGUCCUCAGUUCCCCGAAAGAAAAGAAACCAAAGCGGUUCUUGUCUCUGAGGCUCAAGAAGAAAAAGCGAAAGGAUGAAGGGGGAGACGUGUUCGAGGAACUGGACAGUUUCAGCAGCCGCAUGAGCUACGACCAGAUGAGCGUUUCCACAGAUAUUGGGCCGGGAUCUGAGUGUGACCCUCAUUCUGACUAUUCCUCUCUGUACAACUUGGAUAUGAACGCUCCGUCCAGCCCCAUGUCUCCCUCCAAACUCAAGGGGGAAAAGAAGGGCGUCCUUGGUCGGUUCACCAGCUUUUUCCAGAGAAGAAAGAGCAGCAGCAGCCAGCAACAGUCAAACACCUCCACAAAUUCGAGCACACCAACUUCUCCUGUGUCUCCCCGUUUCCCUGUAUCCCACGAAGAAGAUGGGUUAAAGCCUCAAACGGGGUCACAUGAUGCAUCCCCUGGAACUGAGCUCGACGACUCCCUCAGUCAAAGCUCCGGCCCCAGUGUGGCCUCUCUGAUUGUGGAUGGGACAGACCUCCCGUUCGCAGACAGCGGCAGCAGCGGCAGGAGCAGUGUGAGGGAGGUGCGUGUGUCCACGGUCAGCGGUGCUGGAGCUCAGAAGAAUUCUGGGAAUGUGACGCCCACCAGUGCAGAGCUUCCAUCUGCUGCCUGUCCAAACUCAGACACAGAUUUAGGCUUUGCAGAAUCAGUGGUGGAAGAAGUUAGCAAGAGAUUGCAUGUUAAUUUGGACAACAACAUCCAGAACUCCAGUGAGGGGAACGUUGUCACCCCUACCACACUGAUGUCAGUUAAAUCCCCACUUUCCUUGACGCUGGACACCCCAACGUCUCCCAACUUAACCUCCAUAUGUUUGGCAUCAAAGAAAACCGUGGUGAAAGUUGGAGAGAAAGGCCACAGCACUGUGUUAAAAGGAAUAACUUUAAGCUCUCAGUCAUCCGUAUCACAAAGCACCAGCAGUCAGCAAGAAAAAAAUGACCCAGAUCCACAGAGGAGAAGAACCGAAGUCAGGAUACCUUCCAGCAGUUUGUCUGAGAAAACUCCAGCUGCGACACAGAGCCCUGUGCCUGAGAGAGAGCAAACAGCCGAAAGGGAUUCUCCCGUCCUGCUCCAUAAAGCCAUCUGGGUGGAAACAUACCUGGGAGAUGAGACGGAGGAGGAGGAGGGAGAGGCGGAUGUAAUGACACAGGAGGAGGAGGGCUUUAGGGUGGACUCACCUCCUGUGCUGGCCAUACCGGUCAGAGUAAUACCUGAGGAUGAGGUGGUAACACAGAAGGGAACCCCACCCGCCCCUUCGGAGAGUUUGCUAUCCGGUGGCAGCUUGCCAGAGUCCGACAUCACCACGGCAGCAACUUCAGAGGAGUUUCAAACAUUCUCGCAGGAGCCGGGAGAGCCCGACACCAGCACGAUCCCAGAACCUGAGUCAUUGGGAGAAAUCCGCUCGACUCGCAAGACCGCGAGUCUGCCGUCAACCAAGGUUUUUGCUCAGAAAGUAAUUAUUGAGCCGGAGCUGAGUUUGGAGGACGACGACGUAGAUUUAACUACUGAUACAUCCAGGAGAGCAGAGCUAAAGGGAUUGACAAACUUCCAACAAGACAAUGAAACUGAAAUCAAAGAUAACAAAACCGAAGCACCAAGAACAACAGAUGAGCCCUCACUGUUCAACACUAAAUAUACUACUGAAACCAUAAUUAAAGAAGAAACUGAGACCCCUGCUUCUGGAGUUACUAUUGCAGCUUCAGACAUGAGCAAACCUAAGUUACAAGAUGAAGACAUUGGAGUAAAAGCCCAAAGUAGUCACAUACCUGCUGCUAAGCAAGGAAUUAAAGGAGCAGUAGACAACUUGCAUGCUUCCACAGGAAGUGGAACAAAGACCUCUUCAUCUGUUGCUGGACUUAAGAUGAAGACUGUCCCAAGAAAGACCACAGCAGGCACAAAAACAGAAGGUUCCAGUGAUCAUCCUUCACUUAAGGAGCGUAGCACUGAGAAACGUGUUUCUGCACUUCCAGUGUUAAAAGAUCAAAGUGGUGUUAGUCACACAAAGCCUAAAACUCAGAAAGUUUCAACAUCAGAAACUGAUGCGAAAUCUCCAGAAGCAUCUGAUAAAAUAUCUGAACCUGAUGUCUUUGGGUUAGCAGUCGUUUCCAAACUUCCAAAGCAAACUAGACCUAAAGAACCUGUCAAGUCUCCAACCAAAUCAGUCAGAAAACCCAGCUUUGAAGAAACCAAAAAUGUGAGAGCCACAUCAGGAAAUAUUUCACCUACAAAAUCUGUGUAUAGAACAGGGAUAAAGCUGAACAAGGAAAAGUCAGAUGAGGAGUAUGUAGACUUUGUCAAUGGAGUGGAGCUUGAGCAAAGAACCGGUAAAAAGGUGAGCCAUCCUGACAAGGACGCUCUGCAGCAGAACCAACAACAGAGUAGUUCAUUCCUGGCAUCAAAAAGUAAGUUGCCAGUUUCAUCUCCAACAAGAAAAACAAAUAUCAGUAUCACACCGACAAGCAGCCACAGCUUUAAAAAAGUGUUGCCUGGUCAGACUAACUCAGACAAAGGUGAAGCAGUCCAGAAACAGACACCAGAAGAGCAAGAAGUAACUCCCAUCGAUGAAAAUGAAACACUGAUGCCGCAGCCUGAAAGUCCAAAGAAAGGAACAGGAAGUAUGCCACCACUGAAACCUUCCAAACCCCUAUCUAAAAGAAGCAUGAGUCAUGAAGAGAAUGACACAGCAGGUCUUUCUUCUUCUCCCACUAAGCAAGAGAAAAACGUGUUCGCAAGGCUCACCAAGCCAAACGAAAACAUGAGACAGCAUGGGAAAUUUCCUGCGAAGGAGCUAACUGAGACUUCAUCAUCCGGGAGCAAGCUUCCCACAAGAAAUCAGAAAAUCGCCAUCAAAUUAAAGCCUAAAAUCCAACAACUCUCAUCAAAAUAUGAGGAUUCAAAUCUCAAUACAGUUAAAGACUCAAUUGUGAAUGAUAAAGAGACUGUCACAACAGAUACUAAGAAGGACAGUGACUGUAAGUCUGCAGAGGAACACAUUAAAAUGGCAGAAAAACAAACUAAAACCCCUCAAACUACAGUGGAAGGAGAUGUUAAAGGUGGAGAGAUUGUUUCGGUUCAAUCUGAGGAAAUCAGGAAUUCAAAAAUUACAGGCGAAACACAGAUGGACGCACACCCAGUAAUCAUUGUAGACAAAGAAAUGUCAGCUAAGUCACGGGUUGCUGGUGGUAAUAAUGCAGAAACUGAGGAAAGAAAGCUGGAAGCCAAAGAACCAAAACCAGAAAAUCAAAAAGACAACAGACAUAGGCAAAAACCAUUAUCAUCAUUUAAAACGUCCACCACAGGUAAAGCCAAAGAUGUGUCAGAGGAGCUGCAAAGCAAGACUAAAUUAAAAUUUGCCAAAGAGAAAAACUCUGCAGUUCAGGUCUUUGACAUUAAACCAGCCCCUAAGGAUGUAACCAACAAGUCAGCCAAGCCUGAGCUGGAUGUAGGCAUUCAUUAUGGCCCAUCAACAGAAACUGGUCAGGAGGGAGUUAUGUCUACAUCAGAAACAAGAAAGAAUAUUCCUGCUGAACUUGUCUCAGACUCACAGAGUCUUGCUGUAGGAUCAGAUGUUGUGAGCUCACCGGACUAUUUGGAGGAUCCAACUAAAGCUAUAAAUAACAGAGUAUCCCAAACAUUAACUGCUGAAGCAGCAAAAGGUUUUGAUGUAGGGGAGAAAAAUAAGGAGGAGGUUGGCUGGAAACCAGCUGAGGCUUUGGAUGCAGAAACAGAGACUGUAACUGUUUGCCAAUUGCCCAAGAAUGUUGAAAAUCAGUUAAACAAAGAGACUCUUUUAGACGAAUCUGGAAGCAAGGAAAAAGACUCGAGGCCAGAUGAAAUGCUUAAUCACACUGCAGCAGAAAGCUCUGAGUCACAAAACAGUUGUAAAGAGAAGCUCAAAGAAAGACCUGUGGACUUUGCAGGGAGAAGAAUUAUGAGUUCAGGGAAAGCAGGCCAUCUCUCAACAGAAGAGAAAAGCUUGCAGCCUAAGGCUACAAAGAACCAACAGGCAGUAGUUAGACAUAUCCUGAAAGGAAAGAAAACCAAGAGCGAGGAAGCAGAGAGCGCAAUAGUUGAAACUGCAGCAAGUAUGAUUGACACAAAACAGCAGAACUUACAAGAAACUUCACAAAGCGACUCUAUGAAUAUAGAGAGACCAAAGCCUCAAAAUAUUGAACCACUGGGGAAAAAUGAAAAGGAAGCCAAGGAGCUAAUAACUAAAAGUAAAAAGAUGAAAGAUGACUCCAGAAAUCUAAUAGGCAAAAAUUAUGAUGUUGUAGAAGAAAAACCAAGUCCUGGAAUAUCAACGACUGACAGCAAAAUGCUGGAGACUGAAUCUGAAGACGUCGCCAAAGAAAAAGAGGAGAUCGUAUUUAAAAAACAAACUAUGAAUAAAACAACAGAACAAAAUGCUCAGACAUUAACUAAUUCUAAAACUGGAGAAGAAGGUGGAAAUAUAACAAAACAAGGAAGAAAUGAAAAUCAUAUAUCAGAUAAUGGACAAAAGGUUGCAAAAACUGAAGAAGAAAAGACAAAGGAGACUCAAGCUGUAAAACUAUCAUUAGUGAGCACUCACGUUGAAGAAAACAAUGUAAAACCUGAAGUUGAAAUCUCAGAGAGCUUUGGGAAUGAAAUUGUAAGAGCUAACAGUGAGGAUGCAAAACAAAAGGUUCAGACAACUAAAACUGUUCUUGAAACAUCGACUAACAACCAACAGGGUCAAGUGAUAGAGACUGGUAAUCAUGAUGGAGUAUCUUCAGAAUCUGAACAUCCGAAAUCUGAAAUUACUGAUUCAUCAUUGCAAAGCUUGUCAAAUGAGACAGAAACUCCAGGACAUAUUAGUAAAGAUACCAACCAACGGGUCCAGGAAGUGUUAACUGUUGGUAGCCAGGAUGGAAUAUCUUCAGAAUCUGAACAACUAAAGUCUGAAAAAAGUUCCUCAAUGCAGACUAUUGUAAAUGAGACAGCCGCUCCAGAUCGUUCCAGCGAAGUUAGCAACAAACAGGUCCAGAAGCCAAUAACUGUUGGUGACCACAAAGGGAAGUCAACAGAAUCUGAAUUUAUAAAAUCCGAAAUCAGGGUUUCAUCGUUGCAAAGUCUGACAAAUGAGGUCACAACAGGAAACCAUACUGAACACAUACCAACACCAGGCUCUGAAGGAGAUAGAGAUGACUCUGCAACAAAAGAUACCGUGACAGAAUGUUUGGUGAAUGAGUUAGAAACUGCUAAUAUAAGAAAUGACCCUGGAGGCCUCCAAGAGUUCAGGCCAAUAAGUGCUAGAGAUGGAGGCGCAGACGAAUUAAAACAAGCUGAAGAUGAAUUGAGGGGAUCUGAACGUUCGAGUAACAAAUCAGUAAAACAACCAGAUAUCGAUGCUGAAGUUCAGGAUAGUAAUGGCACCCAAGAUGCUCACUCUGUUUGCAGUACCACUGCAGUUGGAGAUUUGGUGAAUGAAACAGCAGAUGUUCAGAAGUCAAACACUGGUGUGAUGCAAGAAAAUGAAAUCAAAAUAUCACAUCAAGAAUCUAAAUACUUUGACAUAAAUGUCAAGUUAAGACCAGAAAUGUUGGAAGACAAAGCUUCAGAAGAGACAAAAGAAAGUCAAAUCCAAGAGGUUAAACCUACAACCACCAUGGGUCAAAGUGCUAAAGAAUCUAAAGAAUCUAAAGACAAGACUACAAGUAAGGACCAAUCAAAUGACAGUUUAGUAAACGAAUCAGUUAAUGAAAAUGUCACCAGCAAACUUGAAGUCAAGAAAGACACAAAGUCCACUAUCUCUGGUGACUCAAAUGAAAGUUUAACAAUAUCAGAUCAAGAAAAGUUAACAGGGUCUGCAUCAGAGACAUUAAAAAAGGAAGUUCAAGAGAAGAAAAUACAAAACUAUGGCAUGGAUGCAACCCAAGAUCCUGACAAUCCACUCUCUUAUAAUGAUAGGAAAUUAAAAACAGAACUUCAGGAUUUAUCUUCUGAAAGUUUGUCGAAUGAAACAGUACCUUUGAAAGACAUCAGUGAAGUUGUCAAUACAGAAGUCCAAAGAUCCAAAACUACUAGUGAAAAAGGUGAAGAUUUACCAAACCUAGAUCAAAAAUCCAAAGAUUCAAAUUCUGUAAUAACUGAAGUUGGCUCAAAGGAAACCGGGAUGGAGCACAGCAUCCAGGAUCAUAGCACUGAAGAUCCUAAAGACGACUGUGGUGCUAAAGUCAAGGAACCACUGCUAGUAGCUACAGAGCAGACCCAGAAGCCCUCGACUACUACAGAACAAAAUCGUGGUACAACACCAGGUCAAGACAAGUCAGCACAAUCUGCCACAAAUGCAGACCUGAAAGAAAAACUGGAGUCAGUAAUACCAGCAGAGUCAAAGACUGAAAUUCAAGAGCUGAAUGCCAGAACUGAAGGAGUUCAGAUUCAUGACCAUGAAAAAACUGCACCAAUUGACCCAUCAGUCGAUCAGGCAAAGAAUAUUGAAAUUCACAAAGCAGACACUCAAAAAGAACAAAGUAUCUCAACUGACAAAGAUGGCAAAGUUGAGAUUAAAUCAGACAUACAUUCCAAUGUUUCUGAUGAUACCGUUUCAAGAGACCUUCAGGAGAAGACACCAAUUGUUUUAGGAAAUACAGAUAACCUGACUGCUGCCAAAGAAGAACAGGAUGCAAACGUCACUGCUGUGGUUCAAAAUAUACCAAACACAAGUGUUUGCGCAGUCCAAAAGAAAGCGUCUUCCAUUGGUUCAGUUCAAGUAUCACUUAGGAAUGAUGCUCUGAAGACUGAUGAGGUCUUUGAAGAAAGUAUUCAAAAACCUGAAUCAUCUGCAGAGAGGUUCACUGCAGGUCGUGGUUUGAAACACGAGGCACACGAAAUUUCAAAAAAAGCAACAACUCAACUCUUUGAUUUUGACAAGGCUAAGCCUCCAGGGAAACCGGUUCCACCCAAACUGACUCCGUCCGCCUGGUUGGACGUGGAAGACCGUCACAAAAAGAAAAAGGGACGCAGAAGAAAUGAAGAUGAGACAGCUAGUGAUGACGACUUACUUGAGCCAGAGGAAGUUGAUGAUUUUCUCAGUAGUGUCAGAGGAGGAGGAAUACCCUUUUCACUGCCUCGAAAGAAACAUAUUCGUAAAAAACUCCAGUCCCCACCUUUUGCUAUGCCAGCCAUCAGGGAGGACCGCUUUGAGCGGACAUUUGAUCCAGAGCAAUUUCAGUUUGGCUUAAGAAAAACUGAGAGACGCAUGGACCUUUCUCCAGCUAUGGUAAUCAAACAAAAAAAUGCUAACAGGAAUGGCAGUAGUACUGACUCUCAAGAGAGCGGCACCUCAGCAGACAAACUAACAACUCAUAAGGUUGAAGGACAGGAUGAGGCCAAAGAGGAGACUCAGGUCAAAGAGGGAAAACCAGAGAGGCAAAACAAUGAGCCGGGGAAGAUGACGUCAAGACUCGAGAGGAUGUCCAUCCUCACAGACUUGCUUAGCUCCCCUCGGACCUCCAGGAAGUCAAGAACUGAAGCUUCCUCUGCCUCAAACAGUACAGUCCCGUCUAACCAGCAGCAAGACGUUGGACCGCAGGGAGUUACUGCCUUGCCUCUGCCUGUUCCCCCUGCUGAUAACAGGGGCGUGAAAGGUGCAGAUCAAAGCUUGAUUUCAGAAGGUGGAAUAGUUGCUGUUAGUGAGUCACCAUGUAGCUCCUCCUCUGUUCCUCCUCUGUCGGUGCUCUCUGAGAUGGACCUGCCUGAUCAUUCAGAGAAACAGCUCAAGAAAGACACACCAGAGCCAGAGGCCUCCAUGGACUUUACACAGACAGCUGACCUAACCCCUCCUGCUAUGGAGCAGUUGUCAAUUACAAACAUAUCCAUUGUGGAUGCGGGCCCGAAGAAUCCUACAGUACUGCCUUCUACAACAAACUACAAUCAUGAGAUAUCUCAAAAUGGACUUUGUACAACUAAAAUCAAGAAACCUGUGGUUAGAGGACACCACAGAAGACCUGGGAAGAUAGUCAUACACGAACAUGCUCAGUUUGGUGGGGAGGCAUUUGAAGUCUAUGGUGACGUAGAAGAUUCCACCUCGAUGAAACUGUCACCUGUGAUAUCGAUCAAAGUCAUCAGAGGAUGCUGGCUUCUCUAUGAAAAGCCUGGCUUCCAGGGUCGUAUCCUUGCCCUGGAAGAGGGUCCCAUGGACCAGCUAGUGAACAUGUGGGCAGAGGAGGGAACUCCAGAGACGCUAAAUGAAUUGGGUCAACCUGUUCCAACAGCACCGAUGGUUGUAGGUUCCCUUCGGCUGGCAGUCAGAGAUUACAGCAUUCCCAGGAUUGACCUGUACUCAGAGGUGAACGGGUUAGGGGGGAUGUCAUCUUAUUGUGACGACACGCCAGAUCUCGGUUCAUAUGGGAUCCCACAGACCACAGGCUCCAUUAAGAUUCACUCUGGAAUCUGGUUGGUGUACUCUGAUCCAGGAUUUGAUGGACUGCUUGAAGUGUUAGUGGAGGGAGAGUAUCCCCACCCGCAGAGUUGGGGUUUCCCUGAGCCUUUCAUUGGCUCUCUCAGACCGCUCCGAAUGGGACCAAUAAGGGUGGAGCACCCAGCUGAUGUUAAGGCUCUUGUGUUUGAAAAGCCAAACUUUGAUGGGCAGUGUUUGGAGCUGGAUGGUGAUGUCUACAACUUGCUGGAGCAACAAAAAACAGAUGGGAAGAACACAACUCUUUGUUCAGUUGGCUCUAUAAAGAUCCUCGGGGGUCUCUGGGUUGGCUAUCAGGAGGCAGACUUUGAAGGCCAGCAGUACAUCCUGGAGGAGGGCCAGUAUCCUCACUGCAGUGAGUGGGGAGGGUCUGAGGACGGCCUACAGUCACUGCGGCCUGUACUUGCAGAUUUCCAGUCCCCACACCUGAAACUGUUCAGUGAUCCUAAUUUUAAUGAGCGGGGGGGCCACAUGGACUUGGUGGGUCCCGUCAUCAGCAUGGAAGAAGUUGGCCGCAGCACUAAAACCCAGUCAGUCACCGUCACAGGAGGAGUCUGGGUGGCGUUUGAACAACCUGCCUUCAGUGGAGAGCUCUAUGUCCUGGAGAAAGGCAUGUACUCAAACCCAGAGGACUGGGGAGCACAGAACUUCAACAUUUCAUCCAUACAGCCCAUCUUCCAUGACAUGCUGAUGGGAACAACACGGUUUAAGAUCCAGUUGUACUCUGAACCAGAGUUUCAGGGAAGGCUGCUGGCUCUGGACGGCAGUGCAGAUGCUCUGGAUGCUGAUUUCACACCCAAGUCAUGUAAAGUCCAGGCUGGCAGCUGGGUGGUGUAUGAGGAAGCUAAGUUCAAAGGGAACAUGUAUGUCCUGGAGCAAGGAGAGUACCCCAACACAGAGGCCAUGGGCCUCCUGUCGUCAGACUCCUUCAUUCGAUCAGUGCAGACAACUGGACAUGAGUUCUCCCUGCCCUCCAUCAUCUUGUUCAACAAAGCGGGCUGCAGAGGUCGCAGGGUCGCUUUCACGAGUGGAGCAGUAAACCUGCUGCAGACUGGCAUGGAUUCACGCAUACGCUCCCUGCUGGUGGAGGGAGGAAUGUGGGUGCUGUAUGAAGGAAACAACUACAGAGGCCGACAGCUGUUUAUCCGUCCGGGUGAAGUGGGCGACUUCUGCAAGCUCAGCAACUGGCAGCGAAUAGGGUCCCUCCGUCCACUGAUGCAGAAACCGAUGUACUUCCGUCUGCGGAACAGGGAGACGGGAUGUCUGAUGACUCUGACUGGAACACUGGACGACAUCAAACUGAUGAGGAUCCAAGCUGUGGAGGAGACGGGAGGAGAAGACCAGCUCUGGCUCUACCGAGAUGGACAAAUAUCCUGCAAGCUGAUGGAGGAAUGCUUCCUGGAGACGGCAGGUAGCGUGGUAAUGUCAGGUACACGACUCUGCAUCUCUUCAGAGCGAGGCAAAGACAACCAGCUGUGGAGCAUCACCCAGGACGGACUGGUCCGCUGCCACCUUAACCCAAAUCUCAUCGUGGAAGUCAAAGGAGGCCAUCAGUACGACAAGAACCAGAUCAUCCUGAACGAUUUGGAUGAAAAGAAGUGGAUCCAGAGGUGGAUUUUAGAGAUUCUGUGAUCUGAUGAGGACCAAUUAGCCGACUGCUUUAAUGCACAUCUGUCGAGGAUAUUUUCACCUGUUCAUUCUUUUCGAGAAGGAAAACUAUGAGCUGGUGUUUGCUAUUUAGAACGUACGAUUUACAUAGGAAGACACGUUUAAGUUUUUGUCAAGCAUUUAGUACCACGUUUUCUCUUCAUGUAGCAAAAACUCUGCCUCGUUCUGAUGCUGCAUACUUUAUCACCUGUGGUACUUUUCAUUGCAUGGGUCAUAAAUCUCUAAUUUUCCUGCAGAUAUGAAUGUAUAUAUCUUACUUCAGGAUGUUGCAGAAGGCAUCAAUGGUUUCUUUGCAUAGAUCAAAAUGAUCUUGUAUAAAGUUUUUAUAUCUUUUUAGGACUUUUUGACACAAACUGUGCCUUGUUCAUUACACUGUACAUAAUUCGCCUCGAUGUACAAACUGAUUUACAAUUUUAAACAACAAUGCAAUUAGAAUAUUGCCCCCUAGUGGUUGUAAAUAUGUGAGAAAAUGUUUGUCGUUACAGGUUGUUACAAUAAAAUAAAAAUUAUUUUUCACUGUU